AUGGCCAGCAAGGAAGCCGGGCAGGCAUUCGCGCCGGUCCUGGCGGCUGUCGCGACAAUGCAGGGAAAUGUGUCUAGGUCCGAGAAGACUCAGGCUCACGAAUUCCUUGAGAAGUUCCAGAAAUCGAUUGAGGCUUGGACGACUACCCAUGCUCUGUUACAGGCACCCGAUGUACCCAUCGAGGCCAAGUUGUUCGCGGCAACUACAUUGAAAGGAAAAAUUAUCUUUGAUCUUGAUCAACUACCCCCCGACUCCGUAUUGGCACUGCGAGACUCUGUUUUGAACCUCCUAGUCGCAUUCGCGCCGGGCCCGCGCCCCAUCCAGACCCAGCUAUGCGUUUGUUUGGUCAGUCUGGCGAUUCAGAUGACCGCAUGGAAAGAUGUGCUUGCGACUGUUGGCUCAGCUUUAGGAAACAACGCUGGAGACUGCGUGCUUGAGUUCUUGAAGAUCUUGCCCGAGGAAGUCACUGAGGGGCGCAAGAUCAACCUCAGCGAAGAGGAACUGCUCGAGAGAACUAUGGAACUGCUUGAAGGCAAUGCCGAGCAAGUCUUACAAUUGCUGAUUCAGUAUUCGCAGUCAUCGCGUAAGUCUUGGCCAGCCAUCCUUCACACUUAUGGUGACAGGGGACCGGAAACUGACAUUAAAACAGCCGCGGCUGCAACAAAUCCUCGUCUUAUCGACUGUAUCACUUCGUGGCUCCGUGAGAUCCCUGCGACGAGAAUUGUUGAGUCACCCCUCAUGGAUGUGAUCAUCAAGGCGUUGGACGAUGAUGCUUCCUUCGAUGCCGCUGUCGACUGUGUCUGCACUCUCUACCGUGAUACUAAGGAUGUGGACGAGUCAGUACCUACUAUUCAGGCGCUCUACCCGCGACUCAUGGCUCUUCGGCCUAAGAUUGCCGAGACCGCGGAGGCCGAGGAUCUGGAGGCCUUCAAGGGUAUCACGAGAAUAUUUGCUGAGGCCGGUGAAGCGUGGGUCGUCCUUGUUGCACGUCUGCCAAGCGAGUUCCGAGGCCUCGUCGAGGCUCUCCUCGAAUGCUGCGCGCGCGAUUGGGAGCGCGAUGCGGUGUCUCUUACUUUCAUUUUCUGGUUCGAACUCAAGCAAUAUAUCACCCUGGAGCGUUACAACGAUGCGCGUGUGAGCCUCCUGCCUAUAUUCUCGCAGCUUGUGGACAUCAUGGUCAAGCACCUCGAGUUCCCCAGCCCCGAAGAAGGAGAGACUGAUCUCUUUGCUGGAGAUCGUGAGCAGGAGGAGAAGUUCCGCCAAUUCCGCCACGCCAUGGGCGAUGUUCUUAAGGAUUGCUGUGCUGUUGUGGGCGUCAAUGAUUGCCUUGGUAAGAUUUACCAAUUGAUCCAACAGUGGGUUGCCAAGUAUGCCUCACAAGCCAGUAAUGAACAUGUUCCCCACUGGCAGGAGUUGGAGGCCCCUCUAUUUGGUCUUCGCGCAAUGGGUCGCAUGGUUGAUCCCGAGGAGAACACCAUUCUUGGCCAGUUGAUUCCUCUCAUCGUCCAGAUUCCCGAUCAGGAGAAAGUACGAUUCCAGGCAAUUAUGGCGCUAGCCCGCUACACGGAGUGGACUGCUCUUCAUCCAGAGACGCUGGAAGCGCAGCUCAACUACGUGAUUUCUGGAUUCCACCAUGCCUCUCAAGAAGUUGUGCAAGCCUCCGCUCUGGCCUUCAAAUUCCUGGGCACGGAUUGCCAAAAGCUUCUGGGGGGCCAUAUCGCCCAACUUCACACCUUCUUCGAGUCUGUUCUUGACAAGCUGAAGCCUACUAGUCAGGAAGAAGUCGCUGAAGGUGUUGCGGCGGUGGUUUCGGUCCAGCCCCAAGAGAAGAUUUAUGAAUCUUUCAAGAUGUUCUGCGACCCCAUCAUGGCCCGAAUCAUGAAUCUAGCCAACAGCGCCCAGACCGAAGAAGGCCAGCGAGCUGUGGCUGAUCACUUGCAACUAAUUACUAUAUUUGUGCAAGUGGUGACUCCUAUUGUUCCCCACGGAGAAGAAAAUCCCGCCGUCAAAUACUGUGGAGAGAUUCUUCCCAUCAUGACCACGAUUGUCAUGAACUUUACGUCUUCCACGCCAAUUCUCGAGCGAGUGUGCCGAUGCUGGCGAUACAUGAUAAUUUCUUACCGUACCGGCAUGAUUCCUUUGCUGCCGGCUCUGGCUGAGAGCAUCGCGAACGGCUUCCAGGCGUCGCGUGAGGGUUGUUUCCUGUGGGCCACAGAUGCAGUGGUCCGCGAGUUCUCUGACGGCGCUGAGUAUGUUGAUCAAGCCACCAGCGAUGCUGUGUUCCAAUUCUACGAGCAGCAGGCCAUUGCUUUCUUGCGUAUUCUCAACGAUCUUCCCCCUGAGAGCUUGCCGGACGUCAUCGAAGAUUUCUUCCGUCUGUCCUCCGAUGCUGUUCGAUACUACCCCAAAAAGUGCAUCAGCUCCUCGCUCUCCAUUCCUAUCUUCUCCGCUGCCCUCAGUGCCCUCACCCUUCAACAAGUGGAUCCCCUCAUCGCAACUCUACAUUACUAUCGGGAUCUCUUCGGAUUUGCAUUUGAUAAGCCUAUGGUCUCCGAAUUCACCAGCCCCGAAGGCCAGCCUUACAUCACUCCGCCCGAGGUUCGCGAGGCUGUGAAGGCGUUGGUCAUUUCCCAAGGUCAACCUUUGGCACAACGCGUCUUGACUGGCAUGAUGUUCACCUUCCCUGGUGAUGCCUUUCCCGACGCGUCUGGGAUCAUCAUGACCAUGUUCCAACUUUUCCCUCAGCAAACUGGUGUCUGGCUGCAGAGCACUCUGCAGAUGCUCCCCGCCGGCUCGAUGAAGUCAGGCGAGGCCGAGCGUUUGCUCAAGAAUGUCUCCGACAAAGUUCAAUCUGGCGAGACCCGCAAAAUCCGUGUCCUUCUCCAAGACUUCACCAAUUCGUACCGUCGCCGCAACGUGGCACCCCGGGACGGACUUGGCCGACUGGAGGCCACGCGAUUCCGAUUCAGCGGUUGA
Messenger RNA from Penicillium salamii, 2976 nucleotides. Lineage: Eukaryota; Fungi; Ascomycota; Eurotiomycetes; Eurotiales; Aspergillaceae. The record is from the annotation of a GenBank genome assembly.